UUUAGUUAUACCUUCUCAAAAUAUGCUGGCACACGGUCCCAUAACAUAUUCUUCAAUAAACCACCAUCCGGUGGAAAUAGAAAGCUCGGAGGAGCUUACAAAGCAAUACAAGAAGUUCAAAAGUGCCCCCAAAUUUGACUUCAACAGCGAUGAGCUCUACUGCAUUUGUCGAAAGCCUGAUGUGGAAGGCCAGCUUAUGGUAGGGUGUGAUGGAUGUGACGAGUGGUUUCAUUUCAAGUGUGUGGGUAUCAACACCUUGUAUAAAGAGUUGAUUGCCACCUUCUUCUGCAAGUUUUGUCAGUGGAAAGGCAAGGGAAAUACCAAGUGGAAAAGAAAGUGUAGGGUGGAUACGUGCUGGAAACUGGUUGAUACCAACUCCAAGUACUGUAGUAAAGAAUGUGGAAUUGAAUACAUGAAGCAGCUUAAGGAGAAUGUUGCGGCCGACAAGAUCAAGUUGAUCGUAGACCAGUUUGGACUCGACCAGUUUAAGGAGUUGGGACUUGAAUUCCCAGAGUUGGAUCAGGUGAAGCAGUUUGAACAGAAUCUCGACAAAUUUCCUGAAGACUUGAGGAUCGAGUUGGCCAAGUCUGAGAAACAGUUGUCCAUCACUAAAAAGGAGAUCGAAGAGUACAAGAAGAAGAUUGAAUUGUUGACGAGGUAUAAGGAGUUGAUGAAAACGUUGAAUGAAAAAGUCACCAAAUUCAGCACCAAAAAGAAGGUCGAGUUAUGCUUGUACAACAGAAACCUUCGAAAAAUCUCACAGCCUUGGGUGGAGGAUUUCCAGGCCAGUAUCAAUGACAUUGCAGAUAGUUAUAAAGCAGGCGAAACCACCUUUAAAGACACUUGUAUCCAAGAAAAGAGAAAGUGCCCCAGGCACAAUGGGAGCAUGAAUUUGAUCAAUGAUGAGUUCAUUGUGAAGAUUGGUGCUCUUGAAGGCGACUUGAAGCAGUUUCAAGAACAACAAACGCUUGUGUUGAGAGAUUAUUCUAUCUCAGUUUAUGAGCGGAGCUGAUUUUGCAGCUCCACAAAUGCGAAACCGCUAACGCGAAAUUCCACCACUUCAAAAUAAUAACAAUUGAUGGAUUCAUUUGAAAGGCACAGGUUGGCCG
Molecule: messenger RNA, 1109 nt
Organism: Yamadazyma tenuis ATCC 10573
Lineage: Eukaryota; Fungi; Ascomycota; Pichiomycetes; Serinales; Debaryomycetaceae
Gene: SPP1
Product: COMPASS (complex proteins associated with Set1p) component
Cellular component (GO): Set1C/COMPASS complex
Source: RefSeq, a predicted model, not a curated record